AUUAAUUACUUUGUGUUAUUGUUUAUGUUUUGGGGGCGUAUACUGUAAUCUAAUAAUCAAAGCUGUUGUUAAAUCAUAAUCAUAAAAAAUGGGCGAAGAAACAAAUAGUAACGUUAAAGAAAUUAGAGAACUAUACUCCAUGUUCCAUCAGGAAUACAUAAUUAUGGCAGAAUAUCGUAUGCUGCAGACUGAAAAUUUGGAAGGGAUUUAUGUUAUACCGUCAUAUGAAAACUCAUUUCAGUGGUUUGGUGUAGUUUUUGUGAGAGCAGGGUUUUAUGAAGGUGGAGUGUUUAGAUUCACCCUUACAUUACCUGAUAAAUUUCCCAAUGAAGAAGUCCCUGUUUUAGCAUUUACUUCACAUUUAUACCAUCCUGCAGUUGAUGCUAACACAGGCAUUCUUAAUCUGAGCCAAGUUUUCCCUGAAUGGGACAGAAAAAGGAACCAUAUAUGGCACAUCUUGAAAUAUCUACACCUAAUAUUUCAUAAUUUGAACAUGAAAACACCCACUAAUGUAGAAGCUUCAGUAGCGUAUAAAACAAACAGAAAGAUUUUCACUGAAAAAGUAAAAGAGUGUGUAGUUGCCAGCAUUGACCAUGUUUAUGAUGAACCACCAACUGAAGACAAGCACUACAUAACAUUUAAACCCUACGACUCAAAAAUCCAUGACUCUGCAAGACAUCAAAUGCUGAAACCAUCCACACCUGAUGAAGGCAUGAAUCAGGGCAUGUCAUGGGUGCAACCAGGAUCUUACCAGCCAUUCUCCAAGGAGGAAACCACAUAAGCUAUUAUAAUCAGUCAUAUUAAUGCAGAUUAUUAUACAGCCAUAUCGACCACCUGUGAUAAAGAAGCAAUUACAUAUUAAUAGCCACCAAUUGAUAUCAAAUAUUUCUCCAGAGGUAAUAAUUAAAACAAAUGUGUUACAAGUAUUAUCAAAGUUUAUCCAGAUAUCACAGGGACACAGCAGCAAGCAAGACUAAUAAAACAUCACUAAAGACCAUUGUGUGUUUGAUAAAGUUUAUUAGCACAGGAGCUGUGACUAUUUUACAGUAUUUAAUAAUAUUUGUUAUGAUUCUUAAGUUUAAGAGAACUAGUUAACAUUUUGUACAAGUAAUUCUAAUAUCAAUAACAAUAUAUUUAUUUAGCUAAUCGG
Cydia splendana is the source of this 1150-nucleotide messenger RNA. It is a transcript of the gene peo, whose product is annotated as AKT-interacting protein. Lineage: Eukaryota; Metazoa; Arthropoda; Insecta; Lepidoptera; Tortricidae. The coding region runs from base 89 to 781 and encodes 230 amino acids. The transcript is spliced from 5 exons. The record is from RefSeq and is a predicted model, not a curated record.